UAGGCAGAAACGAGCGCUGUUAACGACGGGGAGACGCGCCGCGGUGAUCGGGGGGAAAGAGAGCUGUGGAGACUGGAAACAUGAGAUUGAUUGUCAUCUCUGCGGUUCUGCUGUUGAAAGUUACUCUUGGAAAGAGUUGUGCCAGCGGGAAGUACACCGAGUCGGGACAUUGUUGCAAUUUGUGUCCAGUUGGUUAUGGAUUGGAGGAAACGUGUGGGAAGGAGAAUACCAAAUGUCAACCAUGUCUGCCAGGAACAUUUUCACCAUCCGAAGGCCUCGGCUCCUGCCUUCCAUGUAGCACGUGUCCGCCUGGUGUCCCCAUGCUGAUGUCCUGUUCGGCAACCCAGGACACCCAAUGCGAGUGCGACACUGGCUUCUACUUUCUGAGCGGCUUAGGUGUAUGCGCACCCUGUUCCAGGUGCAGGACGGGUCACGGGGUCGUCCGGGAGUGCGGUCCUCGAGGAGACACGCUUUGCCAGAAGUGUGGCCCGGGAACCUUCUCAGAGGAGGAUGUCAGCACCAAACCGUGCCAGGCUUGCAGUCAGUGCUCCGAUGACGAAGUGGAGAUCCAAUCCUGUAUGCACAACUUUGACACACUUUGCAUGGAUAAGAAGCUGCACAUUGGCCCUGCUGGUGCCGACGGGGUCUUGAAUAUUCCUAACGGGGCGGUGAUGGAGGAAAACGAGGAGGAAGACGGCAGCCCCGCACCAGGACCGUCCAAGUUCACGCCGCAGGAUGAGGGUGGCAGCAACAACAUUCUCGUCUACGUGUCUGUUCUGGCUGCUGUGGUGCUGGGCUUGUUGGUUUACGUGGCUUAUAAAUGUUGGAGGUCGUGCAAACAGAAGAAGGCCCUUUCCAAGGCACGUGUGGCAGAGCUGGCAACGUCUCCAGAAGGAGAAAAGCUCCAAAGUGACAGCGGUGUGUUUCUGGACUCUUACAGCCUACAGGACAACCAGCCCAGUAAAGGUACCAAGAGAGACAGCAAGCUCGACAACCGCCUGUACAUCAACUUGCCACCGCACAAACAGGAGGAGGUGGAGCGCCUCCUGCAGGAGGCAAGCGGCCGCGGAUGGAGGCACCUCGGUGCGGCGCUGGGCUACGAACCCGAACAGCUGGACCUGUUCGGACGCGGCGAGGCCCCGGCGCACACACUCCUGUCUAACUGGGCCCAGAGAGAGGGCUCCACUCUGGGACUGCUGAGCUCGGCGCUAAACCGCAUCGAGAGACCUGAUGCGGUGACGGCCCUCAACAGCACGCAGCAGGGUGUUUCUGUGGUGUGACCAACUCGCCGGACCCUCGAGCGACAAUCAGACUCAAGUGGGGGUGGGAUAAGCGAGGCACUCGGCUUUCAGCUCUUCUGUUAUGGUUGAAGGAGUCAUUCUUAAAUUACUUUGUUUAUAGACCUUUUUUUUUUUCACUAAAAUACCAUCGAUACUCCAAAAAUAUAUUACUUGUUGCUUAUUUGAACUGUGUGAAAGAUUAUGAUGCCGCAUGGUAACCGAUUUGUCUGUCUGGCAGUGCAGGGAUUAUUGGACUGAAUAUACAGAGCCGUAAAAAAUAUUUCCCCCAAACAGACUUCUAGUGUUUUUGUUUUUACGUCACAUUUACAUGUUUCAGAUCAUAAACAAAAUGUUUAUGUCAGAGGAUGGCAACCUAAGUAACUACAAGAAGCCCUUUUAAAAAGGAUGAUUUUAUUCAUUAAAAGGAAAUAUUUUAAUCUAACCCGACCCUUUGAGGAAAUGUAACUGCAUGGCACCAUAAAUUCAAGUAUAUGCUGCAGCUUGAAGUUCUUUUUCCUUUUUUUGCAUCAAUGUGGAGAAAUUUUUUUGAUUCUUUUGCAGCAUUCAGUUACACUGGAAUGUAUUUGAGCACAAGUAGCCUGUUUAAGGUCAAGCAGCCUAAUUUCACUCAGGUUUUUCACCAUUCCAACACCUUUUGUUCAUAAGUGGGGCUACUUAUUGGCUCUGUUCAUUUCCGCAAAGCAACGGAAAGCAGCCCCAGACUAUCACACCACCACCUCCAUGUCUGACUAACGUCUGUCAGAAAUGCUGAGUUAGUUUACAGCAGAAGUAGCAGGCACACAACUUGCAAAUAGGUCCACUUUUUUCCCCUCCUAAGACCACAGAAUAUUUUUCCAUUUGGUGCUGAAACUCUUCCGUUGAGGUUAGAAAGUGAAGCCUGGAGUGCUUGAGAAACUGUUUAGAGGUUUUCAGUUGGAUGAGACAGAGAUGUUUUCUCUGAAGAAUUAUGGCCGGUCAGCCGCUCCUGUGAAGGUUCAUUACUGUUCAGUUUGGUUCAAUGCCUUAAAAUGGUUUUACGACUGAAAUAUGUCACUCAUUUUGUUCCUCGUCUAUUCUUAAAUGUUCUUUCAAUCAACGGUUUGUGUGUUUCUAUUUUUAUUUUAGAUCUUUUAGCUUACUUCAUGUUGUCAGAUAGGUUCCUUUUUAGUCAUUCUACAGGACUGUCAGAAAUCAGACCUUCAUGUUUCUACUGAAAUUGACCCAAAAAUGUUUUUAAUCAUACGUAAUUCAAUUGGGAAACCAUACAUUUUCAUAGAGCCAUGUUGUGUCAGAUUUUUAAUAGCUGCUUUCAUCCACUGUACAGAGUCAGAGGAAUUCAAUCCUUUCAUAUUUAAGAACAAUGUCUCCUCUAAACGUUACACGUUAAGUACAAAACCAUUUAGAAUAGACACACAAAUACUCAAAAUAUUCAGUUCACCAGCAAAAUGAUGUGCAGUAUGUUGUAUUAUGAGCAGAAAUGUGUAUUUUUGAACAAAAAAUCAAAUCUCAUCUUUGACAUAAAAGGAAUAUUUCUAUGUAAAGUUGUUUAUAUUGAACUCCGUAGCUCAACGUGUUUCUUCUUUGGAUGCUUUUUUAAAAAUAAAGUACAUUUUAAAUAA
This is a messenger RNA of Poecilia reticulata (guppy), 2899 nucleotides long. It is a transcript of the gene nradd, whose product is annotated as neurotrophin receptor associated death domain. Gene Ontology annotation, biological process: Rho protein signal transduction. Gene Ontology annotation, cellular component: cell surface; plasma membrane. The record is from RefSeq and is a predicted model, not a curated record. Gene Ontology annotation, molecular function: coreceptor activity; nerve growth factor binding; death receptor activity. Lineage: Eukaryota; Metazoa; Chordata; Actinopteri; Cyprinodontiformes; Poeciliidae.